GAGAUCACUGAAGCACUCUGCCUGCCAUGGAACUCUCCAGUGAUGGCAUGACCGAGGGACUCAUUGCCAGGGCUCCUACUAUUCGCUUGCCUCCAAUUGGUGCUCCUGUCCACGAUUUCACCAGUGGAUGGACCCACUGGCCGCCUCCCUCGUGGCCGUCCACUACAGGCUUAUCACAACCUCUUCAGGCCAUGGCUGCACCGACCCCUUUCAUUACGACGACGCCACAGCCAGUGCCCGUGCCAGUGCCCGCGCCAAUGACCGCGCCGGCAACAGCAUCAGCAUCAGCGCAUGUACCCAUACAGAUUGAUCCUGCGCAGCCUCCACCAGCCGCCGGUGCAGAGAACGGUGACGCAGACUUUGACUCGGAUGACGAACUCUCUGGCAACGAGGGGGAGCGACCAGAGGUCGUCCUUUCCAGGACACAAAGCACUCAUGAGUGCAUCUGGACACCUUCCGUCCUGCCUUAUGUCGACUGCCCAAGCCCGAAGACCUUACCUCACUAUCUCACAUCCAACACGUUGGAAUAUCAACCAAAGUGCUUCAUCGACACAUCCGUUGCCCAGCGGCACUUUAAAGAUUUCAUGAUCAGCAGAGGUUUCAACUACUCUCCUCCAGCCACCAUCCAAGGGAAAGGGAAGGGCAUCGUUGUUGUCGUCGGCUGCCGCAACCCGGAGUCAGCUACAGCCCUUGAAAAAGGGGAUCUUGCUCGAGCCGUCGUGGAACACAAAAAGGGCAAGGCCCAUGCUGCCGCUGUUGCUGCCGCCGCCGACCCAUCAAAAGUUGCAGAUACCAUCGAGCUUAAGCUUCUGGCUGCGGGGUCCAGAGUGCACCCUAAGUGGAUGGGCAUCGAAAUCUACUGGCUCCCUGAAAUGGGCAAGCGCAACCACAAACUGCUGACCGCGGCAGAAAUGCUGCACUUUGUUCAGAAGGUUGUCAGUCUCAUCCCCGGCGGCAGACUCAAAGGUGCCUGGCGGGAGAUGUUGAAUGACGUCUCCCAGGCUCGAGCUAUUGCUUGUGUGGAAGUACCUCUUUCCUCUCGCUCCCUGAUCCUGGGGUGGAUAAAACCAAAAACCAAGCAGCGACAAGCCAAUAUGCAAGGUGGAUUACCCAGGGCGCCCCUCCUUCUGUGGGUUCUAAUAAGCCCAGACUCCAGAGUGAUGUACCUUUCUCUCAUUGUCCUGGUGGCCACUGCUUCUCCCGCCAAGCAAAGUCAGAAUCAGGUCUUCCUCCCCCUAUACGACAAGGGCGAUGUCACCCUUAUUGAUUGCCCAUCCGCAAAGAAUCUCCCCCAGUAUCUCGGGCGCAAUUGCCUCGACCUCGCCGCCCUGCUCUCGCCAACCUCGCCUGCCCCGGGUGUGUCCCUCCGAGUCAAAGGAGGCCGCCCUGCAGUCACGGUGGUCUGCAGCAACCCCACUCUGGCGUCCAAAAUCGAAGCAAGCGGUGACAUCAGCUUUGAGGACCAGGGCGACCAGGUCACGCUUCGGCACCACGCCUCUGGGCCUCGGCUCGAAGAGGACACAAUGGGUUUGGAGCUGUGUCUCCAAGAGGAUGCUGAUCGCAAGCACCCGUUCAGCCUGAACAAAGAUGACAUCCUUAAUGUUGUCGGCGGCGUCCUCCUGCGCAUCCCUGGCAGCAAGCUCCGUGGUGUCUGGAGGCAACACCUGAGGGUGAUGAUCAACAGCACGUUGCAGGACUCUCCUUGCGCCAAGAUUAAGGUCUGUGUUGACAUCCCCCAGACCAGCCCUGCCUUGGUGCCAGGCUGGCUCAAGCCCAAGACAGACAUGCCAAUUGUCAGGAUUGAUUAUCCAGGUCGACCCUACUUCUCUGCCCAGGAAGGAGUCACGCAGUCAAGGACUGCCCCAACCUCCGUCUUGUCGCACGAGAAGACUACCGCAGCUCCAACUCCCCGAGGCGAUGUGAGACCGCCACCGCAGUUCCCGCCACAGCGACAGCGGUUCACAAGAGCCGACGGAAUGCGAUUUGCGAAUCUGGCAGGUCGCGUGCGUAGUGCCUGCCUGCGCAAUGACUGA
Messenger RNA from Acaromyces ingoldii, 2033 nucleotides. RefSeq lists its product as hypothetical. Lineage: Eukaryota; Fungi; Basidiomycota; Exobasidiomycetes; Exobasidiales; Cryptobasidiaceae. The transcript has 7 exons. The record is from RefSeq and is a predicted model, not a curated record. The coding region runs from base 27 to 2033 and encodes 668 amino acids.